Molecule: messenger RNA, 2440 nt
Organism: Hyphopichia burtonii NRRL Y-1933
Lineage: Eukaryota; Fungi; Ascomycota; Pichiomycetes; Serinales; Debaryomycetaceae
Gene: DOA1
Product: Doa1p
Exons: 1
Coding region: 66-2402 (778 amino acids)
Biological process (GO): ubiquitin recycling; proteasome-mediated ubiquitin-dependent protein catabolic process
Cellular component (GO): cytoplasm; nucleus
Molecular function (GO): ubiquitin binding
Source: RefSeq, a predicted model, not a curated record
CAUCUUUUCUUACUUGAUUCAACUUAUAAAACAUCCAAUUGAGGAUUGACAACGAGUCUGACAGAAUGGUAUCCACAUUCAAGCUAAGCACAACUUUGAGCGGCCACGAACAAGAUGUUAGGUCGGUUGUGGCUGCUUCCAACGAAAGUAUUGUAUCUGGACUGAGAGAUGCAACUGCCAGGGUAUGGCACCCAUUGAGCACCGAUGCUUCCAAAGGAUGGUCUUCUGAGGUGCCUAUAGAGUCGACUAUUGCUUUCCAGCUGCCAACAAAUGCAUUUAUCAAUGCCGUCACUUAUAUUCCUAACGAAAAAGAGCCUUUAUUAGCCGCUGCUGGUCAAGAAGCAAUCAUCUACUUGACGUUACCACAGGACAAUUUCGUGAAGGCCGGUGACGAUUUCGGAAAGUACCAGUUGGUUGGGCAUUCUGGUAAUAUCUGCGCCUUGUCGUAUAAGGACGGAUACGUUAUAUCUGGAUCGUGGGAUUCAACUGCAAAAAUUUGGGAUUUGGAAUCCUGUACCGUGAAAUUCGACCUUCAAGGCCAUCAAUCGUCCGUAUGGGACGCUAAGAUCGUUGAUGCGUCAAAGAACAUCUUUUUGACUUGUUCUGCUGAUCGAACUAUUCGUAAAUGGAUUGGUAAUAAACAAGUUGCUGAAUAUUCGGGCCAUAAUGAUGUCAUCAGAAAGUUAUUGGUUUUCCCCGAUGCUAAAUCUUUUGCAUCCGUGUCGAAUGAUGGAACUAUUAAGGUUUGGGAUUUGGAUUCUGGGGCUGUUUUACAAACCUUGGUUGGCCAUGAUUCUUUUGUAUACGAUAUAGGUAUUUUAUCAAACGGUGAUUUGGUCACUACUGGUGAAGAUAGGACUGUUCGUGUGUGGAGAAACGGCAAUAUUCUUCAAGUGAUUACUUUACCAUGUAUCUCUGUAUGGUGUUUAUCCGUGUUACCAAAUGAUGAUAUUGUGGUUGGUGGUUCAGAUAAUAAUUUAAGAGUCUUUACUAGAGAUUCUAACCGAUUUGCCCCUCAAUUCCAAAUCCAGGAGUUUGUAGAAUCUGUUCAACAAUCAAGUAUUGCAGAACAGUCUAUUGAUGACUUGAAAAGAACUGAUAUUCCAAGCUCUGAUAUUUUACAAAAUCCAGGUAAACAGGAAGGUCAAACCAUUAUGGUUAAAAACCCCGCGGGUGUGAUAGAAGCCCACCAGUGGUCAGGUGGUGAAUGGGCAAAAAUUGGUGAUGUGGUUGGCUCUGCAGGUGGUGGCUCUGGUAAAAAAGUUGAUCUUAACGGUCAAAAAUGGGACUAUGUUUUCGAUGUUGAUGUUGAAGAUGGGAAACCACCUUUGAAGCUUCCUUAUAAUAGUAAUGAAUCUCCUUAUGCUGCAGCAGAAAGAUUCUUGGCCGACAAUGAGUUACCAGCUAGUUAUUUACAAGAAGUGGUACAAUUCAUAGAGAAGAACACUGCCGGUGUUCAACUUGAUCAACAACUGGGUCCAACCGCCAACCCUUAUGCUGAUGUUCACGGCUCACCAGCGCCAGCUGCUCAAUCAAAAACUCAACCUAGUAUUCUUCCUCAAAAAACGUUAAUUUCAUUUAAAGAUUUUAAAGCUGAAACAUUGAUGAAAGGUCUUACAAAGUUUAAUAACGAGCAAGCCAAUUCUAAGUUCACUGAAUCUGAGCUUUCUCAAAUAUCAACCAAUCUCCUCAGCUUGAAUUCCAAAGAAGCAUUGGAGUUAAUUACUUUUUACAUUCCUAAGAUCAUAAAUGAAUGGGAUGCAAGCAAAAAAUUAAUUGGGUACGAUUUACUCAGAGUGAGUAUUCCACGAGUUACCACUGUCGAUUUAAUCAGAUCCACCGAUGCCGCCGAAAUAAUCUUGAAGGCGUUAAACACUGGGUUUGACGAGGUGGAAACCGACGGAUCUCCCUUGUUCAUGAUGCUCUUGAAAAUAUUGAAUAACUUGGUUGGUAGCACCUUAUUCUUACAACUAUAUAUCACGACAAAUGACUCCGCUAACCAAUUGAGUUAUAAUGAGUUUUUCGAAGAGUUGGUGGCUAAAUUGGAAAGUAUAACGGAAAACUUUGCCAGCUCUCAAACGGCUAAAACCAGUAAACAUUAUAACACCACAUUAACUGCUUUAUCCAGUUUCAUUUACAAUUUAUCUGCUUUGGUUUUCAUCAAUUCUUCCUUAAGAAGCAAUCCCUCUGCCUCGGCCCCAGUCGUAUCGCUUGCAAAUGGUGUUGCGUAUCCUUUGAUUGAAUCAAACGCUGAAGCAGCUUACAGAUUAAGUAUGGCAUUUGGUAAUUUUGCUGUUGCUAAAACCAUAGAAGUGUCACCUGAAUGGUCUAAUAAAGUCAAGGCUUUAUAUGGUAGUGAACCAAGGUUUGCUGAAUUAGACCAAGAUUUGAAAAAAAUAUAAUCAUUAAAUAAAUCUUAAAUAACUAUAAUAAAAAAUCU